GAUGCAGGCGCUGAGGAAGGGUGUGGGUCGCCACAGGCGGCUCGACAGCGGCGACCAGGGCUGCGAGAUGAGACCGAGCGUGCGGCGCAUGCUGAGCGGCUGCUACCCGCCGUGGCAGCAGCUGGUGGACGCCCUCCAGAGGAACGACGCGCAGGCCCUGCGGGAGCUCCUGCAGGCGGCCGACAUCUCCAUCGACAUGGAGCUGCCGGCGCCACACCUCGUCACGCCACUGCAGCUCGCCUGCAAAUUAAAACAUGACGUAGUGAAUGAAGAGUCGUGUAUUCAGAUUCUGCUGGAUGCUGGAGCUGACCCGAACAAGCCAAAUGAGAUACGGGAUGGGUGUACGGCUCUGCACAUCGCCGCAGAAGCCGGGAACUUCAGUGCAGUCAUGACGCUGUUGAGAGACGGCAGGACUGAAGUCAACGCACUCAACAGCCGAGGGGAGACCGUGCUGCACGCCUUGGCCAACAGGCCUGAGCCAGAGACCUGCAGUGAGAAGACCAAGCUGAAGGAGUGCCUCGAAUUUCUCUUAGAGGAUCCCAAACUCGACGUAAACAGGCCGAGCCGCCAGAACAGAACAGCAAUACUGAAUGCUGCGUUGAAGAAAAAUUUGACAGUGUUGGCAACAAUGUUGGACACUGGAAGAUUUGAUGUGGAUGUACCAGCACUAAGAGACAAGGAGACAGCUCGUGAUCUCAUCAAACGAUGCUUUCCAGAUCUAGUGCUACCAGCUGCUGGAAGUGUCCAAAAGACUGAGGAUACCACAAUUUCAUUGUUUCGCCUUCUCUACAAUCGUGAAGUUGAUGGUUUCAUACAGAAACUUGAUGCAGCUCUUGAGAAAGACCCUGUUCUUUCAACAGAAGAAAAAGAAAAGUUCCUAAAUUCAGAUGAUGGCAUGUGGACACUUCUACAAUAUGCAUGCAACUUUGGCAUGACUGAGGUAGUGCAGAAGCUCCUGCUGGAAGGUGCUGAUCCUAAUGCCACUUCCAGGUCACGCAGGGCUCAACUUCCGUCUAUUGCAGCUGCUGCAAGUGGCUAUAUUGACAUCUUGCAUUUACUACUGAAGCGUAAAGGAACACUCUUAGCACCACGGAAUGGUGGUGACAAUGCACUGCAUGCUGUACUAAAAGAUUUGCAUUGGAACCCAGAGAACUCAGAUCGUCAUGGUUGCUUUGAUCUGCUUAUGCAGUACAUAGAGAAAAACUAUGGAAUCAUUGACAUUAAUGCCCCUGAUAACAAUGGUGAUACACCAUUGCAUCUUGCUGCCUAUUCUGGUGAUGAACACUACAUCCUCUCACUGCUAAGAGCAGGUGCUUACAUAGGCACAGAGAAUAAGUUUGGUGAACCACCUAUUGCCAAUAUCUCAGCUGCUAUUCUUGAACAUUACUUGGAUGAGUGUGUUACAAGCAAUGGAGAGUUUCCACGAGUUGAUAAGUAUGAGAUACAGUUUGAUUAUCAGUUUCUUGUACCACCUGCUGACCAGGUGGAUGUUGAUGUAGAUCAGGAUUCAACAUAUUCAGACUGUGAGCGACCAAUGCAUAGUGCCAACACUUCUGGCCACAUUUCUCCUGUUCCUGAAUCAAAUCCAUUGUUGUACAUCAGCAGAUCAAAGGAUCUGAGGCAUUUGCUGAAGCACCCAAUCUUCACUAGUUUCCUAACGUUAAAAUGGUAUUCAAUUCGCCCCAUGUUUUAUGUAAAUCUUUCCUUCUAUUUUCUUUUUGUUAUGCUAAUGACAGUUUACAUUUUGGUAUUCUAUGAUUAUUCUGAUGAAGCAUCAGAAAAUACAUCUGAUGGUUCAAUUCCUGCACCCACUACCUCUAAUCCUAUUGUGAAUAGCAGUAAUAAAGUUCAGAAGGCUGAAGCACAAGACAAUAACAUAGAUGAAUCACAAUCACCUGUAAUUAUAUCCAUUAUACUAUCAGUACUUCUCAUUGUGCUGAUAGUCAGGGAACUCUUUCAAUUUGUUAUGUGGCCCAAAAGAUACAUAUGCAACUGGGAAAAUUAUUUAGAAAUACUGCUCAUAAUCUUCAGUAGUAUGGUUUUGUUUGGUAAUGUACAAGACAUGAAUCUGAGGCCCCAUUUAUCAGCCUUGACCAUUUUACUUUCUUGGGCAGAAUUAGUUCUCCUGAUAGGACGGCACCCUAGCUUAUCCACAAACAUUGAAAUGCUAAAGACAGUAUCAUGGAACUUCCUACAGUUUUUAGCAUGGUAUUCAUUUUUGAUCUUGGCUUUUGCUCUAAGUUUCUUCACUUUGUUUAAGAGCAGCCAAGAAGAUGACAACUUUUUUCUCAAUCCUGGUUCAUCAUUUUUCAAAACUGUUGUUAUGGUAACAGGGGAGUUUGAUGCUUCAGAUAUUCCUUUUGUUCUCUUCCCCGGAACCAGUCAUCUUGUAUUCAUCUUGUUUGUGUUUUUGGUAGCAAUUGUAUUGUUCAAUUUGCUCAAUGGUCUUGCAGUCAGUGACACACAAUCUAUAAAAGACAAUGCUGAACUUGUAGGUUAUGUCUCACGUGUGAAGCUUAUAUCCUACACAGAGAGCAUGCUCUUGGGCCACCCGCUUUGGUGCCAGACACCAAGAAAGUGUUGCUGCUGCUGCAACUGUUGUUGCUUACCAGCUUUCUGCACUAGACCCUUCAGGUUUACCCAGAUACCAUGGUUGAUGCAGAUGGUAAGGCUGUUCUCUGGUGUGUUGCCUGAAAAGAAAAUACGAGUACUCCCAAAUCAAGAAUGCAGAAUUUUAUUGCAGCAGCAUGACCAGACCAAAAUUAAUGAGAGCACUACAAACUGUUUGGGGAACUGUGCUGCAUAUAAGCUAGAGGAAGAAAUAAUUAAGUCUGCAAAGAACCUCUUACUGCAGAAGGGCCACCAGUCAGAGAUGGAAAUAUUUAAGGAAAUGAUUAGAAAGUGUCAAAACGUAAUGCUGUAUUGUGAGCAAAUGGAAGAAUAUCGUAUAAAAGUUGAGGAACUUGAAUUUAAGCUCAGGAAUGUGGAAAAUGCUGCUCUCAGAGCUGAGAGAAAUACAGAUAAAAUUUUAGAAGUACUUAACAAGAUGAACAGCAAAUAAACCAUCAAACCAGCUUGUAAAAAUUUAGCUCAGUAUUUACUCGUAUGAUCUGUAUCAUGUUUUCAUUCAAAACAAUAAUUAUGUAAUCAUCAUGAACAAUAUGUUAUCUACUGCAAUUAAUUGGAAAUAUAUUCCAUUUAUUGUUAAUCAUUUAAAA
Messenger RNA from Schistocerca serialis cubense, 3218 nucleotides. Its product is annotated as transient receptor potential cation channel protein painless-like. The record is from RefSeq and is a predicted model, not a curated record. The transcript is spliced from 4 exons. Bases 2 to 3061 code for a protein of 1019 amino acids. Gene Ontology annotation, cellular component: membrane. Gene Ontology annotation, molecular function: protein binding; monoatomic ion channel activity. Gene Ontology annotation, biological process: transmembrane transport; monoatomic ion transport. Lineage: Eukaryota; Metazoa; Arthropoda; Insecta; Orthoptera; Acrididae.